AUGCGUUACAGCACUGUCUUUCAAAGAGAACGAUGCCAUAUUCAGAAAUCAGACAUCCUGGAACCUGAUGGUUCUUUGAGGAUAUGGUGGUAUGAUCUGUACGAACCUAAACAGCAAGGAUCCAUCUACGUUUUCGGAAAGGUGUGGCAUAAAACAAUGCAAAAGUACGUCAGCUGUUCGGUCGCCGUAAAGAACUUUAGACGCACAUUAUUCUUUCUUCCGCGAAGUCAACACGACGAUCAAUCAUCACAAAUACCGAUUACAAUGGCAGAUGUUGAAGAGGAAUUGGCAGAGGUGUUACCGCGCCAUGGUAUCUACGACUGGAAGUCCAAAACCGUACAAAGAAAAUAUGCUUUUGAACUCUCCGAUGUACCCUCGGAAGCGGAAUACCUGAAAGUCAACUAUUCCUUUGAUCAGCCAGUUCUUCCCGUCUGUCAUAGCGGAGCGACUUACAGUCAUGUUUUUGGAUCUCACACAAGCGUACUGGAGCAUUUUCUUAUCAAGCGGGACAUUAUGGGUCCUUGCUGGCUUGAAAUCAAGGAUCCGGCAUUUUCUGAUACACAGGAAACAUGGUGCAAAGUUGAGGUCCAUAUAUCCGCCCCUAAACUAUGCAAUCCGCUUAGGGAAGACAUACCACCACCACCGCCACUGGCCGUGCUGUCUCUCAGCUUACGAACUGUAAUGAACCAUCAAACGAACACAAACGAGAUAUUGGCUGUAGGCGGUUUAUUUUGUGAUCAAGUCCAAGCCGACAAACCGACCUCGAUGGAAACCAUAUCAAAAUCUCGAUUCACUGUUAUUCGUCCCCUGGGAAAUAAACCAUAUCCCAGUGAUAUCUAUGAAGCAGCGACAAAGGAAAGGCAGGACCGUUGUCAUCACCUUCAGGUGGAACGCACGGAAACAUCUUUAUUAAAUUGGCUUAUCGCAAAGAUACACGCCUAUGAUCCUGAUGUGAUCUUGGGGCAUAACUUGCAGGGUUUUGAUCUCGGCAUCUUGCUUCAACGUAUGAAAGUUACCGGGACAAUUCAUUGGCAUAAAUUGGGAAGACUGAAACGGAAAACAUGGCCGAAACUCCAGGAUGUAGGGAGUGCUUUGAGCGGAAACACAUAUCAGGAGCGCAAAGUGUUAUCUGGACGACUUGUAUGCGACAUCCUUGUAUUGGCAAAGGAUCUCAUUCGAAGCAAAUCGUAUCAUUUAACGGAAUUAGCUGCUCAACAGCUCGGUAUUCGUCGUGAAGAUUGGGCUCCAAGUACAUAUACCAAACUAUACCAGCGCAGUGACUCCAUUGUUGAGUUUGCAAGGCAUUGUUCAUUCGAUUCGGUGUUAUCUACAGCAUUGAUGUUCAAGCUGCAGAUUCUACCGUUGACCAAACAAUUGACCAAUCUCGCGGGAAAUACUUGGGCACACACGAUCAGCGGUGGUCGAGCUGAACGAAAUGAAUAUCUGUUACUCCACGAGUUUCAUAGGAUGAAAUAUAUAUGCCCAGAUAAAGUGGUUCAUGAUAAACCGGUUGUUCCCAGUAUGCCCUUUGAGGAAGAUGAACGUCAGGAAAAUGAAAACAUGGCUGUAACAGCAGUGGAAGAUACCAAAAAGAAAUGUCGAUUUACCGGUGGUCUAGUCCUGGAACCGAAAAUUGGAUUUUAUGACAAAUACGUCCUUCUGCUCGAUUUCAACAGUUUAUAUCCUUCGAUUAUCCAAGAAUACAAUAUCUGCUUUACAACGGUAGACCGCCCAAAGACGACAUCGGAUGACAUGAAAGACGAGGAUUUGGACGAUAUUCCAGUCACACCAGAUCCUUCUGUGCCUCAAGGCGUUCUGCCGCGCCUUGUCAAAAAUCUGGUAGAACAACGACAGCGAAUCAAGGCGCGAAUGAAGCAAGAUUCCAUCACAGAGGUUGAAAAAAGUCAACUGGAUAUACAGCAGCAGGCAUUGAAAUUGACAGCGAACAGUGUGUACGGUUGUUUGGGAUUUGCUGCGGCGCGAUUUUAUGCGCGACCUUUGGCGAUGAUGGUCACUUCCAAGGGACGUGAUAUAUUGCGAGACACUGUAACGCUAGCUACGAACCUCAACUUGGACGUCAUUUAUGGUGACACGGAUUCGAUUAUGAUUCACACCGGUUUCACGGAUAUUGCCAAGGUGAAAACCAUGGGGUUGGAUCUAGCACGCCGAGUCAACGAACGGUACAGACUAUUGGAAAUAGGGAUCGAUGGGUUUUUCAAGCAUCUAUUGCUGCUGAAAAAGAAGAAGUACGCGGGACUGCUGGUGGAAGAAAAACAACACAAUCACUUUGUAGAAUCCAUCGAAUCCAAAGGUCUUGACCUCGUUCGCCGAGAUUGGUGCGAUUUGGCUCAUGAUGUUUCCUUGCGUGUGCUGAACGUUAUAUUGUCAGAUAAACCUCGGGCCAAAGUGAUUGACGAGAUAUACUUGAUCGCGAAACAAGCUGGCAGGUUGCUCCACGAGGGCAACAUUUCCGUGGACAAAUUUGUGAUUUAUAAGCAACUCACGAAAAAUGUGGAAGAUUACAAGGAUAGUCAACAAUAUCCUCAUGUACAGGUAGCCAAGCGAAUGCGACAAGCUGGCCUUCGUGUCAAAGCAGGCGACACCAUACCCUAUGUUAUCUGUUGCGUCGAGGCGCAAAAUGAUGAUGAGGAUCAUAUACCUAUAGCUCAAAGGGCGUUUCAUCCCGACGAUGUGAAGCGGAACCUUGCUCAACUUGAUCGAGCAUGGUAUGCCAGCCAUCAAAUCCAUCCACCCUUGGCUCGUCUGUGCGCACCAAUAGAAAACCUGGACGCUGAGGUAUUGGCUACAUGUCUCGGCUUGAGUGUACGCAAUCCUCAACGUAAACGAAAGCCUGUACGCAAUGACAUGGCGGUGACAGCACCGGAAUCGUCGCGUAUCAUUCGUCGUCAUAAUUAUUCCGAUGGUCUCAUGAUUCGUUGCUUUUCAUGUCAAGCUUAUAAUGAGUUUGAAGGCAUUCUCCGAAGCAGAAAAGAUGGAUCGCUUGCCUGCGGUUUAGAAUGUCACAAGUGUCGACGAUUAAUGACUCAAGCAAGUGUUCAAACGCAAACCAUUCUUGCUAUUCGUGCCGCUAUUCGACGAUAUUAUAUGGGCUGGACCCGUUGUCAAAAUGCAUCCUGCCAUGAUCGGUUCCGUGAUGUCAGUGUCGCUUCCGGAAAGCUGUGCCUUCAUAAUCGGUGCCAAAGCAAAGUUGCGCGUGAAUACCCUGCACGUCAAUUAUACCAUCAGCUAUCUUACUAUUCGCAAUUGUUCGACAUUGACAAGCAGUUGAAGGAGGUUGAUCUAUCUACGCAUACAAACACUGAAGUACUGAUGAAGUUGUGCCAUGCGAAAUCAGAGAUGUUUCACGAUAUUAAAAGCACCGUUGAUCGGUAUAUGGCAAGGUCUAACUACCGGUACAUAAACUUAGCUCAGAUGUUGGAAGGCGAAGAAGAAACAUUGCGUGACGAGGAAAAUGAACAAUUGCCUGAUGCUGGAUAAAUCAACCGGUGAUCACUGUUUGUCGACCCAUUAUGUACCGUAACUGUGUAUUAUAUCCCCAGCUUUUAUAGUAAACCUCCUAUCAUACUCCGGUGCACUCUCCCCAAGAUAAUACCCUGUGUGUUUCCGGUGACGUUAUUUUAGUUUCCUAUAUACUUUCAUAUCGAGAGACAAAUCCCUUUUAUUAAAUAAAUCGGAUGCACGGGAUGACGCCGAGACAUAGACAUUUUGUACAAAG
This is a messenger RNA of Radiomyces spectabilis, 3736 nucleotides long. RefSeq names its product DNA polymerase family B-domain-containing protein. Gene Ontology annotation, molecular function: DNA replication origin binding; pyrimidine nucleotide binding; purine nucleotide binding. Lineage: Eukaryota; Fungi; Mucoromycota; Mucoromycetes; Mucorales; Radiomycetaceae. Gene Ontology annotation, biological process: leading strand elongation; DNA replication; mitotic DNA replication initiation. Bases 1 to 3498 code for a protein of 1165 amino acids. Gene Ontology annotation, cellular component: alpha DNA polymerase:primase complex. The transcript has 18 exons. The record is from RefSeq and is a predicted model, not a curated record.